UUCGUGUUUCGAAAGAUCUUGAAUCAGUUCGUUUCCGAUUUCGGCGCGGUGAGGGCGUGUGUUAGGAACUCUGAAAUUGAAAUUUUUCUAAUAUUUUGACGACGAAUUGUUUUAAAGCGGUUACUUGCAGGUGGCGCAGCAUCAUGGGCUGCAUGAUCGCGCGCCGGCUCGGCCUGAGCAGCUGCGCCAUGCUCUUUCUGUGCGGCGUGUUCGGCGGCUUCCUCAUGGCCGGCAUGAUGAUGAGCUCGCAGUCGCCGCCGCUGCCGAUGGCUCUCCCGAGGGAAGACGUGGAGUUCGGCUCGGCACGGGCCUCUGGUGGAGCGGCCUUUGACGGAACGGGUGGAGUGGCGAGCGGAGGAACAGGAGGAGUAGCCAGCGGCGGCACGGGAGGCGAGGAGGGCGACCGGGGCAGCCUGAGCGCGCCCUCGGCGCCACUGCCGCGUCCUGCUACUCGUGAUGAGCUGGAGACCUUCGAGCCGGUGAUCCGUGCGCCCCUCACCAACGUCAAAUCGCUGCCAGAGGGGAAGAUCCCGCGGCCGCGGUUCUACUCUCAGGAGCUGGGCACGCACCAGAAGCUGUACGUGGCGGUACUGACCUCUCCAGAGACCGUGCAGCGGGAGGCCACCUACAUCAACCACACGCUGGCGCACAUCACGUCCUCCAUCGGGUUCUACAUGAUCGGUGAUCCCGACACGGAGCUGCCCAAGAACCUGCACAAUGUCGUCAUCUUCCCGCAGGAGGACGGCACGGACAACCUUCCGAUGCGGACGGCCGAGUACGUGGCCAGCCACUUCGGCAACAUGUACGACUUCUUCUUCAUCGUGCGCGACAACACGUACGUGCGCGGCUAUCGGCUGAAGGAGUUGGCCGAGGACCUCAGCGUCAGCACGGAUGUGCUCCUCGGCGCGCGCCAACAGGACUCGUGCAGGCUCGACGGCGGCCUGCUGCUCUCCCGGCAGCUCCUGGUGAACACCGAACGAAAGGCCGAGUGUGAGGCCCGCCUGCAAACCUCUGCUCUGACUGGUGAUCAGGCGCUCAUCUCGUGUCUGGAGCUGCUGGGCGGUAUCCGCUGCACCGACCGCGCCCAGGGUAAAUGGUUCGUCUCUCAGGAGGCGCACCUGUACGACCCGUCUGCCGAGGGCGACCUACCGGGCCUAGUCUCCAUCCAGGCGGUUCACUCUGCCGCUGACCACAACCGGCUGCAUGCCGCCUUCUCACGGCUGGAGAUCGCUGAGAUUGACGAACGCAUCGGUCAGCUGCGCCGUGCACUGGAGGAUAACCAGAGGAACCUGCACGUGCUCAGCAGGGCUAAGGCUGGCGACGACUCCAAGGAGGAGUCCGGCGAGCCGGAGCCGCUGCCGUGGCCCACGGGCUCGCCGGCGCCGGUCCGCACGGCCAGCCGGCACCACAUUAACAUGUGGGAGCGCUUCUCCGAGACUGAGAUGUUCCUCCGAUCGGAGCAGCAGGUGGUCGACCCGCACACCGAGGUGGACAGACUGGAUAUUCAGGACGUGAUGGAGCUGGGCAUGGCCGAGCUGCGCAAGACAGCCCCUGUACAGCUGGUAAAACUCCGGGCCGGCUACCGACGCUUCGACGGCACCCGCGGCAUGGACUACAUCCUCGACCUGGAGGUGCAGCCCGACUCGGGCGGGGCUACCCAGACGCGUCGUGUCGAGGUGCACCGUCCUAUCCUGAAGGCCGAGCUGGUGCCGAUUCCGUUCGUCACCGAGAAACCCACCGUGUCCAUCCUGCUCUCCGUCCAGCCCCACCACGUGGACCGCGCCCACACCUUCGUCCAGGAGCUCAUCAACAAGAACGAGAACGUGGCGCUGAUGUUGUUCCUCGUCCCCGGAGACGCCGACACGUCUCUGUUCGAGCCACUCAGGAGACUGGUGAAGCAGGCCAAUGAGCGGCGCUCGGCGGCGGCGCACAGGUUCGAGGCGGUGGUGUGGCCCCACCGCGAGCCGCCGUCCCAGUUCGAUAUGGUGGAUACGGUGGGGGAACAGACGCGCGGCCGGUGGCAGCAGGCGCUGGUGCUGCUGCUGAGCGAGCCCGUCGAGUUCAACUCGGAGCUGCUGAACAGGGCUCGUAUGCAGACGAUCCGCGGCUGGGAGGUGUUCUGCCCCAUCCCGUGGGUGGAAUACUACCCGGCUGUGGGCUACUAUGGAACCACCAACCUGAGGCCCGACAAACUCGAACUGCGGAAGGACUACGGCCACUUCGACGGCGAACACUAUGCCAUCAUGUCGUUCUAUAUGGAUGACUACAAGAUCGUCCGUGAGCAGACGCUGGAUUCUGUACCGAUGGGAGUUCCGCGGGUCGGAGACAGCUCCAGUCGCCUCCCGUACGAUCUAUACGGCGCCUUCGUCAAGUUCUCCGGGCUGCACGUGCACCGCGCGGUCGACCCCAGCUUCCGCCUCUACUACUUUGAGCGCUCGUGCCCGGCGCCGGCGCUGUACUUUUACCAGAAGGCGUGCGAGAGUUCCCAGAUGCACGGACUGGGGCCGCACGAUAAGCUGUCGCGACUGCUGGCCGACUUCCGCCUGAUGCAGGGUGAAGACUCCCGGCACGUCAACGCCAUCUAGCGAGUGGACGACACUGCCACCUAGCGGCGGGGAGAGGCUUCUGCUCUGGGAUCGACAGUGACCAACGCCGUCUCUCACCCUAGCGCUUUGACGGAAUGUUUAAUGAGAAUUGAGAUUUCCACCCAGUAUGACUAUUUGUACUUACCUUGACAUGUGGAGUAAGCCGUUUUUAUAACUAUCUUGCUGACUCCGGUGUGUGCCAAUAAUGACCUGAAAUGUAUUUACCUUUAUUCCUACCGCUAUUUUAACGUUUUAUUUGUAAAUAUUUUGCGUUCGUCGCAUUCAAUGGUAGUUACUACUUAUCAUCAAGAUUUGGAACAUAUGCUCUCAUUUGUAUACAUUUCUCAUGUUUGAUAAAUCGUUUUUCUCUAAGACUUAAUGAAGUAAACCACUUAGAUCAAAAUGCUGGGGAUCAUAACGAUUGGAGUAUAUUAUUUUCAUUAUCUUGCGCCAGUUUAUAUCUCAACAUCUCAUUGUCUACCAACCAAUCUUUCGCCCUGUAAGUACAACUUCCCGUAUACUUUGCUAGUGUCUGCGGCUGUCUCCCCUGUACCUUGCUGCCUCUUAAACAUUUCAACUGACGAUCAAAAUGUGACUGAUGUGCCUUAUGCGUUUUAGCUAUUUAUUUCUUUUAUAUGGUUGACAUAGGAUGUUUAUUCCUUCUUAUCAGGUACUGUGUUCUACAUUCGCGAUAUCUUUAGAUGAAUUUAUGUCUAUGAUGUUGCGAUAUGUGAACUCGCCGUUUUAUUUGGCCAAAUAUACUUCCCGGAUCAUUA
Messenger RNA from Amphibalanus amphitrite, 3361 nucleotides. Its product is annotated as chondroitin sulfate synthase 2-like. NCBI's taxonomy places the organism in Eukaryota, Metazoa, Arthropoda, Thecostraca, Balanomorpha, Balanidae. The transcript is spliced from 10 exons. The coding region runs from base 144 to 2585 and encodes 813 amino acids. The record is from RefSeq and is a predicted model, not a curated record. Gene Ontology annotation, molecular function: glucuronosyl-N-acetylgalactosaminyl-proteoglycan 4-beta-N-acetylgalactosaminyltransferase activity. Gene Ontology annotation, cellular component: Golgi cisterna membrane.